GAAUUGUUUUAAAUAAAACUGUUGGGGGGGUUGGGGGGAAUCACUUGCGUAGAGCCUACCGUAACUGUAAGAAUAGACGCCCUACGAAAAUCUGAAAGAGUCAUAUAAAACAUCCAUGUUUGAAAUCCGUUCGUGGUCCGUUUGUGGGUCUUCUUGCGCGUGUGUUGUGUCGUUGCGUGUGUCGUGCUGGCAGUACUGCGGCUGAGAUGCGGAGGAGGAGUUUGAGAUCACUUCCUCUCAGUUGACGUUCAGCUCUGGACCUUCCAUGCUUGCGAUGAGCGGGCUCUAAUAAUAGGAAGAAUACCGUUAUCCGAAAGAAUGUUUUUGAGACCGAAGACAUAUGAUCUUUUGAUCGUUUGUACUGUAAUAUAAGGAAUGACCGAGUACCUGUGUAGUCAUAUUUUGGCCUUGUUUUUCUUCUUCUUUUGUCCUCUGAUCAGACUGCCGUUUGCGGUUAAAUAAAGCCCACAGUCAUACGGAAUGUGGUACAGAAGUGAUUUAGAAGAUGGAUACGAAUUGAAUAAAACAGGCUCCAGUGGUGGCAGUUCUCUAGGAUGGGUCCCUGGCCACGAAUCAGCCUGGCACAGCAACCCCCCCGGCCCUGGGAACAGUAUCUCUGGUGGGCGCCGACACAGCACAGUGUCUGACAGUGGUGACACUGGAAUUGGCACUUACUGCUCUGACAGUGUGGAAGACGACUCCAGUUCCAGUACAACGCCUUUGUCUUUCCAGCCACUGUAUGAGCAUCUCAUGGGCCAGGAUGAUAGUGCCACCCCUGUUGUCCAUGCCAUGCUGUCCCCAUCUUCCUCACCCUACACCAGUUUUAGAAAGAUAGCCACACCGAGCAGCGCAGGUCGCUGGAGCAGGUCUUGCCAGCUGCUUAUGCCAGACAUGUCUCCCCUGAGUGCACAAAGCUGCCUGGAUAUGAAGGACAAUCAGCCUAUCCGGAGGUGGUCCUCUCUCACCAAGUUGUCAUCUGGGGCUGAUAAGAGCUUCACUCGGACGUCAGUCAAUCAGUACAACCCAGAUUCACAAGGCUCCCUGGACAGAAGUCAGUUACAUGGGUACAGAAAACAACCUCAUGGUUCAAACUGGGACCUUUAUUUACCUAUAUCGUCUUCCAUGCUCUGCAAUACCUUGCUGCAGCGCUCCCCAGGUGCUGGCCCCUGCUACCGAUACAACCACAGCAGUAGAUCUAAUGGUUUGGAAACAGAUCUGUCCUUUUCCUCAGCUCUGUCAUCAUCCGUAAAACACAACAGUUUGGACAUGGACUGUAGUGCUUUACCAGAAGCUAAACUGGUUCGGGGAGGUGCACAGGUUUAUGACCUCAGCUUACCCAACCAAGCAAACUCACUGGGUCAUCAGACUGAUAGAGACUCCCCGAUUCAGCCUGCAGUUCGCACCCAGAUGUGGCUGACUGACCAGAUGGAGUACAGACCCAAAGUAGAGGGUGGACCAGGCCAACCUGGUCAAAUCAGUGCUACUGGAACAGAGGGCUGUGUUGGAGAUGGCCCCUUCUCAUGUCAACAGGGACAUCAGCAGGAACUAGGGCUUAACCAGAUGCUGAUAGGGGCCUCCCUUCCUGUCAAAACUCUGGUGAAGGUUAAAGAAGGGCUGCUGAGACAGCGAGAACUGGAGAUAGAAAGACAAAAGCAGCAGGUCUUGCAGCUCCAUGCCCGGAUCAGAGAGAAUGAGCUCAGAGCACAGCAGGUCCUGCAGAGCCAAAGGGCGUGGUAUGAUGACCCCUACAUUCAAAAUACUAAGGAAUCAGCCAUGAGGACUCCAUCUGAUAGGCUGUGCUGUGAUGAAGAACUUGGUAGAAAGCUAGUAGUGGCUGAAUUGGAAGUACUCCAUUUGAACGAGUUCUUCAAGCAAGUCACACAAAAAUAUACAGAGGACAUCCGAAAACUGGAGGAAAAGAUAAGGACAAGGGAUCGCUAUAUCAGUAGUCUGAAGAAGAAGUGUCAGCGAGAGAGCGAACAGAACCAAGAAAAACAGCAACGCAUAGAGACACUGGAGAAAUAUCUUUCCGACCUGCCAACACUUGAUGAGGUGCAGGCCCAGGCUCAGCAGCAGGAGGAGGUACAGCAGAAGGUCAAGGAUCUGGAGAAAACUGCAUCUCGGUUACAGAAAAGCCUCGACGAAGGAUAUGCUCUGAUGAAGGAGAAAGACAUCAGGAAUGAGAUGCAGGCCAUGAGGGAAAAGGAGUUGAUUGCAUCUGUACAAAGCAUGCAAGAGAAGGUGCAGCACUGUUUGGAGGAUGGGGUGAGGUUGCCCAUGCAGGACCUUAAGCGGCUUGAGGUGGAAAACACUCAACUUCUAGAGCAGCAAGACAACAGCCGCAGGCUGAUUGAGCAUCAGAAAGAACAGAUUGAGAGACUGACCUUGAAGCUAACGCAGCGGCAGGUGGAUAAAGGGCUGUCGGUGCAUGUGGAGAUGCCUGAAGUGGGACGGUUGUUGAAAGAGAUGUCCCUAUGUCUACUGGACCUCCAAGCUCUCUGCAGCAUCCUGGCUCAGAGAGCACAGGGGAAGGAGCCUAACCUGUCUCUCCUUCUGGGCAUGAAAUCAUUGAGUGUUUCAGCGGAGGAGAGUGACUGCAGUGUAGCUGUGGAAGAAGAACUGAGGUUCAAGCUGCUGGAAGUCGGCCAGCUCAGGAGAGACAUUGAUGACCUAAGGAAAAGCAUAUCAGACCGCUACGCUCAGUAGAUGGGUGACAGUUGUUUCUUCCAGUGACAGCAAGUAUCCUCAAGCUCUGAUGACAUUGCUCUAACCCAGUGUGUGUUUAAACUUUUACUUCCAUAUACUUCAUAGAUAAUUACAUAAAUAUUAACCUUAAUUAUAGCUACAAUUAUAAGGUUACAAUGCAGACUUUCCCAAAACAAUUACUUUGGGCCACCUUCACGGUGUGGAUUGUACAUGAUGGCAGACCAUGGUUAUGUGUCAUGUAUCAAUCAUGUUGUUCAGCCUACCCACAUAUGGAGUGGUUUGCCUUCACACUACAGAUUUGUGUUGGAUCCAAGACCAGUAUACAACAACUUUGACUAGAGGUGUGACGAGAUCAAACUGUAACGAGACUUCUCGUAGAGGUAGAAAUUGACUUGCGAUGUCGGUGACAAGUGCAAAGCAGACGCCAGUAGACAAGUCUAACCUGGUUAGUUUUUUAAUACAUCUGGAUUUGAAUAUGAGUCUGGCUCGGACCUCUAAAUCAGCAUAGAAGAUCCCCUGCCCAUUCUCUAAAGUUGACGUUAACGUCAAAGGGUACAGUUGCUCUCGCUAUCUCGUUUGCACCCGACACACACACACACUGACUGCAGCGUGCAGAUUGCUCUCCUUUUUUUAAAUAAGUUCAGAAGCAGACUCAUUAAACUUUACUUAUAAUGAUAUUGAACAAAGAGAAACGUUCUCCCCUGGUCUUAAAAUUGUCAAAAAACACUACAAGAGCAGACUACUUUUUUGUUUACUGCUGCAAUGAAAUGCUUAACCUUGGUUCUCUGAGUAAAGAAUAUUUUUCCUGUCAUAUUUCUUAAUUCAAGUUGUCUUUAAAUUAGUGUUAAAAUCUUGCCUCGUCUCGUGAACCCAAUUUCGUGUCUCGUCUCGUGAGCGGAGUGUCUCGUCAUACCCCUACAACAUACCAAACAUACCUCUCUUGAAAAACAGCCUUGGAUCCGUAAAAAAACUCUCAAAUCAGCCUAUGUGUGAAGACACCUAUUGUCUGCCAGAAUCUACACAACUGAAAUUAA
This is a messenger RNA of Etheostoma spectabile (orangethroat darter), 3740 nucleotides long. It is a transcript of the gene cep85l, whose product is annotated as centrosomal protein 85L. Gene Ontology annotation, cellular component: centrosome. The record is from RefSeq and is a predicted model, not a curated record. Lineage: Eukaryota; Metazoa; Chordata; Actinopteri; Perciformes; Percidae.